This is a messenger RNA of Synchytrium microbalum, 996 nucleotides long. RefSeq lists its product as uncharacterized. NCBI's taxonomy places the organism in Eukaryota, Fungi, Chytridiomycota, Chytridiomycetes, Synchytriales, Synchytriaceae. The coding region runs from base 1 to 996 and encodes 331 amino acids. The transcript has 10 exons. Gene Ontology annotation, cellular component: cytoplasm. The record is from RefSeq and is a predicted model, not a curated record.
AUGUCCAAUACCAAAAUUCCACUACGUCAGUUGGGCAGGAAUGGCCCCAUGGUGUCUGCACUUGGAUACGGAGCAAUGGGCCUGUCGGGCACAUAUGGAUCUGCUGACGACGAGGUCAGCGUCAAGCUCCUAAACAAGGCUAUCGACCUUGGAUGCACUUUUUGGGAUACCAGUGAUCUCUAUGGUGUCGGCCACAACGAAAAACUCCUCUCUCGAGUCCUAGCCACUCGCAGAAACGAGAUCUUUCUCGCUACCAAAUUCGCAAUCGUCGUUGGAAAGAAUGGUCCCCGGCAAAUUCGCGGUGACGCUGCGUACGUCAAGGAAGCCUGUGAUGCGUCCUUGAAACGUCUGGGAAUCAGUACCAUUGACUUGUACUAUCAGCAUCGAGUUGAUCCAAACACGCCUAUUGAAGUUACAGUUGGUGCCAUGAAGGAGUUGGUCAAGGAAGGCAAAGUUCGAUACUUGGGUCUAAGUGAAUGCUCUGCUGCUACUCUACGACGAGCUCAUAAGGUCCAUCCUAUAUCGUGUGUUCAAAUGGAGUACAGUCCCUGGUGCCUCGAUAUUGAACAGAACGGCAUUCUAGCCACAUGUCGCGAGCUAGGCAUCGCCAUCGUCCCAUAUUCUCCCCUGGGCCGCGGCUUCCUCUCUGGCGAAAUCAAGUCGCCUGACGAUAUCCCCAAAGGAGACUUUAGAAAAACACUCCCUCGAUUCCGUGGUGAGGCAUUCAAGACCAAUUUGGAGCUGGUUAAGGCUUUUGAAAGCAUGGCGAAAGCGAAAGGAACCACUGCAUCCGCACUUUGCUUGGCGUGGGUGUUCUUCCAAGGUCCUGAUAUGAUCCCUAUUCCCGGUACCCGACGUGAAAAGGCAUUACUUGAAAACUUGAGCUCCUUGAAAGUUAACUUCACUAAAGAGGACGACGCCAAGAUUCGAGCCAUUUUGUCCAAGACAGUUGGUGAACGAUACACGGCAGAUGGAAUGCGUGCUGUCAACUUGUAG